AUGAAGAGCUAUCUUUCAUACUUCUUGUUAGUGCCCCAGUUGGCAACCUGCUUCUCCGGGAGCAAGCCAAACGUCAGUAGAAAUACUCUCGUGUCAAAUACCACAAACAAUCUUCCCCUUAAAGUUUCCGUCAUCGGCAGUGGGAGUUGGGGAACCGUCGUUUCCAAAAUUGUCGCCGAAAAUACACACAAGUCGAAAAUAUUCCACCCACUGGUUAAGAUGUACGUAAAGGAAGAAAUUGUAGACAACGACAAAUUAAGCAACAUUAUCAACAAGAAAAAGGAAAACGUAAAGUACAUGAAGGGGAUGAAGGUGCCAGACAAUGUAUUAGCCACUUCGAAUUUGAAGGAUGCGGUUGAGGGUGCCGACUUGCUCAUCUUUGUAGUGCCUCAUCAGUACUUGGAGAGCGUGUUAAACGAAAUUGUGAAAAACGAAAACCUCAAAAAAGACGCAAAGGCGAUAAGCCUAAUGAAGGGAAUCAAGAUAGACAACUGUAAGCCCAUGCUUCUGUCAAGUGUAAUUGAAGAAAAACUAAAUAUUGGGUGCGCAGCUCUGUCCGGCUCCAACAUAGCGAAUGAAUUGUCCACGGAGAAUUUCAGCGAAAGCACCAUCGGCUUUGAAGAUGCCCAGGAAGCGGGGAUCUGGCAAGAGCUCUUCGACAGGACGUACUUCAAGAUCAACUGCGUCGAGGACAAACCGGGGGUAGAGACAUGCGGAGCGUUGAAAAACGUUGUCGCGUUAGGAGUAGGAUUCCUGGAUGCAUCCAGCCACAGCUAUAACACGAAGUCAGCCAUUAUCAGAAUUGGCCUUGAUGAAAUGAAGAGGUUCACGCGCUUUUUCUUUCCGGAUGUUCUAGAUGAAACCUUUUUAGACAGCUGUGGCCUGGCUGAUCUCAUAACUACAUGUCUUGGGGGUAGGAACCUCAAAUGUGCACGGGAGUUCGCCACAAGGAACGGAGCAGAUACCUGGGAUCAGAUCGAAAUGGAGCUUCUGAACGGGCAGAAGCUUCAGGGAAUCCACACCGCCAAGGAAGUGUACUCUGUGCUGGAGCACCACAAAUUAAAAAACGAAUUUCCAUUAUUCACGACAAUCUACGAAAUUGCCUUUCUACAUAAAAAUCCGUCGAGCAUUAUUGAUGUUCUUUCGACAAAAAAAUUAAGACACAUAAAGUAUAAGGGUUAA
Plasmodium knowlesi strain H is the source of this 1182-nucleotide messenger RNA. Its product is annotated as glycerol-3-phosphate dehydrogenase, putative. Gene Ontology annotation, molecular function: protein homodimerization activity; NAD binding; glycerol-3-phosphate dehydrogenase [NAD(P)+] activity. The record is from RefSeq and is a predicted model, not a curated record. Bases 1 to 1182 code for a protein of 393 amino acids. Gene Ontology annotation, cellular component: glycerol-3-phosphate dehydrogenase (FAD) complex; cytosol. Lineage: Eukaryota; Apicomplexa; Aconoidasida; Haemosporida; Plasmodiidae. The transcript is spliced from 8 exons. Gene Ontology annotation, biological process: carbohydrate metabolic process; glycerol-3-phosphate catabolic process.